AUGGCCGCGGCCCCGCUGGGCGGCGCCGCCGGGAGCCUGCUGCAGUUCCUGAGGCUGGUGGGGCAGCUCAAGAGAGUACCACGAACAGGCUGGGUGUACAGGAAUGUAGAGAAACCAGAGAGUGUAUCAGAUCAUAUGUACAGGAUGGCAGUCAUGGCUUUGGUAACUGAAGAUAAACAACUUAAUAAAGACAGAUGUGUACGGCUAGCUCUGGUUCAUGAUAUGGCUGAAUGCAUUGUUGGAGAUAUAGCACCUGCAGAUAACAUCUCCAAAGAGGAGAAACAUCAGCGAGAGGAGGCAGCUAUGAAACAUUUGACCCAGCUGCUAUCAGACGACCUGAGAAAAGAAAUCUAUGAACUCUGGGAAGAAUAUGAACACCAGUCUACAGCAGAAGCCAGAUUUGUAAAAGAGCUGGAUCAGUGUGAGAUGAUACUCCAAGCAUCUGAAUAUGAAGAGUUGGAAAAAAUGCCUGGAAGACUGCAGGACUUUUAUGAUUCAACUUCAGGAAAAUUUAAUCACCCAGAAGUCGUCCAACUUGUGUCUUCCAUUAAUAUAGAAAGAAAUAAAAAAAUAGCUGCUACAGCAAGUGAGCCAUGUGCUUGAUUAAUUUUAAAACUUCUGUAGCUAAAAUAAAAUAUUUAUUUUGCUGCUACAGCA
Molecule: messenger RNA, 657 nt
Organism: Emys orbicularis (European pond turtle)
Lineage: Eukaryota; Metazoa; Chordata; Testudines; Emydidae
Gene: HDDC2
Product: HD domain containing 2
Cellular component (GO): cytoplasm
Molecular function (GO): 5'-deoxynucleotidase activity
Source: RefSeq, a predicted model, not a curated record